AUGGAUAUUGCACUCAUAUCAGAAUACUUGGAAACAUACCAAGGCAGAGACAAAUUCUUACGGACUUUGUCUUACAUGUCUAAAUUAGCUACAUUAGGCACAUCUUCAAAGGAAAUUGAGAAGAAGUUGAAAAUUCUUAGCAGUCAAAUGAGUGGCUGCAGAAUAAUACUAAGAUUGCUCGAUGAUAUACCAAUGAUUCAUUAUGCUAUAACAUAUGGCUGUGGUAAGAAGGAGCCAGAUUGGUUGUUGAGAUGGACAGAGUUAAUACAAAUUGCGGUGGAUAUUAUAUUCUGUCCAAUAGAACACAUUUACUGGGCUGGUGAACACGAGUUGAUUAAAAUCAAUGUUGAAAAGUGGGAUAAUGUUUCAACAUGGUUCUGGAUCAUCUCUCUUCAUUUGUCAUUGAUUAAAUCUGGGAGAAAGUUGAAGAAAUUGAAUAAUUACAAAACACACCUUGGUGAAACUAAUUGUGAUGCAAGAGCAGCUUUAAAAACUGUAAGCAAACAAAGAUGGAGUGAACUACUGACGAGCACCAGACUCCUACUAGAUAUUAGUUAUGCUGUGAGUUAUUUACCACCUGGUGUAUUUUGGGGAGGUCAGUUAAAAACGUGGCAGGUCGGAGCACUGGGAACUGUGUCCUCUUUGAUUGGUUUAUACCAAGCAUUAAGCAAACGAGCAGAACAGAAAAAGUAUUUGUAACAACACCACAAUUUUGUAUAAAAAAAUUCUUCGGACUAGGAGCAGCUUCUGAUAGUAUUGCAAAUAUAAUCUUUUACUUUUAUGAAAAAAAAUAUUC
This is a messenger RNA of Dufourea novaeangliae, 796 nucleotides long. It is a transcript of the gene Pex11c, whose product is annotated as peroxisomal membrane protein 11C. NCBI's taxonomy places the organism in Eukaryota, Metazoa, Arthropoda, Insecta, Hymenoptera, Halictidae. The record is from RefSeq and is a predicted model, not a curated record. Gene Ontology annotation, cellular component: peroxisomal membrane. Bases 1 to 699 code for a protein of 232 amino acids. Gene Ontology annotation, biological process: peroxisome fission. The transcript has 4 exons.